CCUCAUCAAAAUUGUUGAAUAGACACACAAAGCAAACAUUUCUUGAUUUCUUCUCUACCGACUUAAAUUAGUUUUGAUCAUUUUUAGUGCAGAAAUGGGUUGUGUAAAACUUGUGUUUUUUAUGCUAUAUACCUUUCUCUGUCAACUUGCUUUCUCGUCAUCCAUACCUCAUUUGUGCCCUGAAGAUCAAGCUCUUGCUCUUCUACAAUUCAAGAACAUGUUUACCAUUAAUCCUAACGCUUCUCAUUUUUGUCUCGACAUAACGGGCCAAGAGACUCAGUCAUAUCCAAGAACUCUUUUAUGGAACAAGAGCACAGAUUGUUGCUCAUGGGAUGGAGUUCAUUGUGACGAGACAACAGGACAAGUGAUUGAGCUUGAUCUGCGUUGCAACCAACUUCAAGGCAAGUUUCAUUCCAAUAGUAGCCUCUUUCAACUCUCCAAUCUCAAAAGUCUUGAUUUGUCUUAUAAUAAUUUCUAUGGAUCACUCAUUUCACCUAAAUUUGGUGAGUUUUCAAGUUUGAUGCAUCUUGAUUUGUCGCGUUCAAGUUUUACAGGUCUAAUCCCUUCUGAAAUAUCUCACCUUUCUAAAUUACACGUUCUUCAUAUCAGUGGUCUAAAUGAGCUUAGUCUUGGGCCUCACAAUUUUGAACUGCUCCUUAAGAAUUUGACCCAAUUAAGAGAGCUCAACCUUAACUUUCUGAACAUUUCUUCCCCCUUUCCUUCAAAUUUCUCUUUUCAUUUAACAACUCUACGGCUUCAAUCCACACAGUUACAUGGGGUAUUGCCCGAAAGAGUCUUCCACCUUUCUGACUUAGAAUCUCUCCAAUUAUCAUAUAAUCCCCAACUCACGGUUAGGUUUCCCAUGACCAAAUGGAAUAGCAGUGCAUCACUCAUGAGGUUAUUUCUCCCUGGUGUGAAUUUUACUGGUACGAUACCUGAAUCAUUUAGCCAUCUAACUUCAUUGCUUAUAUUGGACAUGAGUUCUUCCAAUCUUUUAGGGCCUAUUCUAUGGAAUCUCACCAACAUAGAGAAUUUGAACCUUGGUAAUAACCAUCUUAAAGGACCAAUUUCCCAAUUCUCGAGAUUUGGAAAUCUCAGGUACUUAUCACUUAGAAAUAACAACUUUGAUGGCCGACUUGAGUAUUUAUCCUUUAACAGAAGCUGGACGCAACUUGAAUACUUAGAUUUUUCGUCCAAUUCCCUAACUGGUCCAAUUCCAUCCAACGUAAGUGGACUGCAAAACCUGCAAUCACUCGACUUGUCAUCAAACUACCUGAAAGGGACUAUACCUUUCUGGAUAUUCUCCCUUCCAUCACUGGAAGUAGUUAUAUUAAAACAAAAUCAGCUGGAAGGUCCUAUUCCAAAGUCACUCCUAAACCAGCAGAAACUAAAAUUUCUUCUCCUUUCGCACAAUAAUAUCAGUGGGCAGAUUACUUCAACUAUCUGCAAUCUCAAAACAUUGAUAGUGAUAGAAUUGAGAAGUAAUAAUUUGGAGGGAACAAUCCCACAAUGUUUGGGUGAGAUGAGUACAGUUGAGAUUUUGGACUUAAGCAACAAUAGUCUUAGUGGGACAAUCAAUACAACUUUUAGUAUUGGAAACCGAUUCAACAUCAUUAAAUUGGAUGGCAAUAAGCUAGAGGGGAAAGUUCAACCAUCUCUGAUCAAUUGUAAAAAAUUGGAACUUCUUGAUUUAGGUAACAAUCAGUUGAAUGACACAUUUCCAAAAUGGUUGGGAGACCUACCUCAUUUACAUAUUUUAAAGUUGAGAUCAAAUAAUUUCUAUGGCCCUAUAAGGACUGACAACUUGUUCGCUCAAAUUCGAGUCAUAGAUCUCUCAUCCAAUGGAUUUAGUGGAGAUUUACCGGUGAGCUUGUUUCAGAAUUUUCAAGCCAUGAAAACAAUUGGUGAGAACAGUGGAACCUCAGAGUAUUUAGCAGAUACAUAUUCUGAUUAUUACACAAAUUCUUUGAUAGUGACAACAAAGGGACUGGAUCAUGAACUUCGUCGAAUUUUGACUACACAAAUAAUUAUCGAUCUAUCAAGGAACAGAUUUGAAGGUCAUAUUCCAAGCAUUAUUGGAGAUCUCAUUGGACUUCGUACGUUGAACUUAUCUCAUAAUGUCUUGGAAGGUCAUAUACCAGCUUCAUUCCAAAAUUUAUUUGUGCUUGAAUCAUUGGAUCUCUCAUCUAAUAAAAUCAGCGGAGAAAUUCCGCAGGAGCUUGCAUCCCUCACAUUUCUUGCAGUCUUAAAUCUCUCUCACAAUCAUCUUGUUGGAUGCAUCCCCAAAGGAAAACAAUUUGAUACGUUUGAGAACAGUUCAUACCAAGGAAAUGAUGGAUUACAUGGAUUGCCACCCUCAAGAGAUUGUGGCGGUGAUAAUAGGGUACCACAAGCGACAAUUCCAGUUGAUCUAGAUCAAGAAGAAAAAGAAGAUUCACCAACGCUCAGUUGGCAGGCGAUUCUCAUGGGUUACGGUUGUGGUCUAGUUAUUGGACUGUCCAUAAUAUACAUGAUGUUGUCAACUCAAUAUCCAGCAUGGUUUUCAAGGAUGGUUGUAGAAUUGGAACAAAGAAUUACUACAAGAAUGAAAAAGCACAAGAAAAUGUAUUAGUGUGUAGUGAC
This is a messenger RNA of Solanum stenotomum, 2622 nucleotides long. RefSeq names its product receptor-like protein 9DC3. NCBI's taxonomy places the organism in Eukaryota, Viridiplantae, Streptophyta, Magnoliopsida, Solanales, Solanaceae. Gene Ontology annotation, molecular function: protein binding. The record is from RefSeq and is a predicted model, not a curated record. The coding region runs from base 95 to 2611 and encodes 838 amino acids. The transcript has a single exon.